Molecule: messenger RNA, 2006 nt
Organism: Manis pentadactyla (Chinese pangolin)
Lineage: Eukaryota; Metazoa; Chordata; Mammalia; Pholidota; Manidae
Gene: FUS
Product: FUS RNA binding protein
Exons: 15
Coding region: 120-1670 (516 amino acids)
Biological process (GO): regulation of DNA-templated transcription
Cellular component (GO): nucleus
Molecular function (GO): transcription coregulator activity; RNA binding
Source: RefSeq, a predicted model, not a curated record
GUAGCAGGAGGCGUACAUAAACCUCGACGCAGGAGGCGGGUCUGCUCAGUCCUCGAGGCGUCGGCGGUCUGUGUUGUUUUACUACUGUUGGUUGUCGGCUUGUGCGCGGGUGCGCGAACAUGGCCUCAAACGAUUAUACCCAGCAAGCAACGCAAAGCUAUGGGGCCUACCCCACCCAGCCUGGGCAGGGCUAUUCCCAGCAGAGCAGUCAGCCCUACGGACAGCAGAGUUACAGUGGUUAUGGCCAGUCAGACACUUCAGGCUAUGGCCAGAGCAGCUAUGGUGGUUCUUACGGACAGACCCAAAACACAGGCUAUAGCACUCAGUCAGCUCCCCAGGGAUAUGGCUCAGCUGGUGGCUAUGGUAGUAGCCAGAGUUCUCAGUCGUCUUAUGGGCAGCAGUCUUCCUACCCUGGCUAUGGUCAGCAGCCAGCUCCUAGCAGCACCUCUGGAACUUACGGUAGCAGUUCUCAGAGCAGCGGCUAUGGGCAGCCCCAGAGUGGGGGCUAUGGCCAGCAGUCUGGCUACAGUGGACAACAACAAAGCUAUGGCCAGCCACAAAGCUCCUACAAUCCCCCUCAGGGCUAUGGACAGCAGAAUCAGUACAAUAGUAGCAGUGGAGGUGGUGGAGGAGGAGGUGGUGGAGGUAACUAUGGCCAAGAUCAGCCCUCCAUGAGUGGCGGCAGUGGUUAUGGCAAUCAGGACCAGAGUGGUGGUGGCGGUGGUGGCUACGGGGGAGGCCAGCAGGACCGUGGGGGCCGUGGCCGGGGCGGUGGUGGUGGUUACAACCGAAGCAGUGGUGGCUAUGAACCCAGAGGUCGUGGAGGUGGCCGUGGAGGCAGAGGCGGCAUGGGCGGAAGUGACCGUGGUGGCUUCAAUAAAUUUGGUGGCCUCCGGGACCAGGGAUCACGUCAUGACUCUGAACAGGAUAAUUCAGACAACAACACCAUCUUUGUGCAAGGCUUGGGUGAGAAUGUUACAAUCGAAUCUGUGGCUGAUUACUUCAAGCAGAUUGGUAUUAUUAAGACAAAUAAGAAAACGGGACAGCCCAUGAUUAAUCUGUACACAGACAGGGAAACAGGCAAGCUGAAGGGAGAGGCAACAGUAUCAUUUGACGACCCACCUUCUGCUAAAGCAGCUAUUGACUGGUUUGAUGGUAAAGAAUUUUCUGGGAAUCCUAUCAAGGUCUCCUUUGCUACUCGGCGAGCUGACUUCAAUCGGGGUGGUGGCAAUGGUCGUGGAGGCCGAGGGCGAGGAGGACCCAUGGGCCGUGGAGGCUAUGGAGGAGGUGGCAGUGGUGGCGGUGGACGGGGAGGGUUCCCCAGUGGAGGUGGUGGUGGUGGAGGACAGCAGCGAGCUGGUGACUGGAAGUGUCCUAAUCCUAUAUGUGAAAACAUGAACUUCUCUUGGAGGAAUGAAUGCAACCAGUGUAAGGCCCCUAAACCAGAUGGCCCAGGAGGGGGACCAGGAGGCUCUCAUAUGGGUGGUAACUAUGGAGAUGAUCGUCGUGGUGGCAGAGGAGGCUAUGAUCGGGGUGGCUACCGAGGCCGAGGCGGGGACCGUGGGGGCUUCCGAGGAGGCCGGGGUGGUGGGGACAGAGGUGGCUUUGGCCCUGGCAAGAUGGACUCCAGGGGUGAGCACAGACAGGAUCGCAGGGAGAGGCCCUAUUAGCCUGGCUCCUGAGGUUCUGAAACAGCUUUUCUUCCUGUACCCAGUGUUACCCUUGUUAUUUUGUAACCUUACAACUCCUGAUGACCUAUGGUUUUUUUUUUUUUUUGUUGUUGGACUAUGUAAUUGUAACCAUACCUCUCGUUCCCAUUAAAAACCAUUGUUUUGCUUAAUUUUUUCCCCCAUUUCCCCCUUUUCACUCCUGGAAGGUCCGAAUCAGGAAUGUGGGUAUUUCUGUUUUUUUUUUUUUCCUCUUUCAGAUCAUCCUGCCUAGCAGGCACUAGAAUAAUUUUUAUGUUCCUGCUUAGCAGGAACUGAAAUAAAGUGUUUGAUACCUGG